Messenger RNA from Lycium barbarum (goji berry), 1391 nucleotides. RefSeq lists its product as uncharacterized. The transcript has 4 exons. The record is from RefSeq and is a predicted model, not a curated record. Lineage: Eukaryota; Viridiplantae; Streptophyta; Magnoliopsida; Solanales; Solanaceae. Bases 10 to 1377 code for a protein of 455 amino acids.
CUUGAUGUAAUGCAUAUUGAGAAAAAUGUGUGUGACAAUGUGAUAAAUACUUUGCUCAAUGAAACUGGAAAGUCAAAAGAUCACGUUAAUGCUCGAAAAGACCUACAAUCAAUGGGCAUAAAAUCUGAUCUUUGGCCUGAUGAGCAUGGAGAUUAUCCCUCUGCUAUUUUUACUAUGACAAAUGAACAGAAAGACAUUUUUUUAAGGACUUUAAUGAAUGUGGUUGUUCCAGAUAGUUACUCGAGAUGUGUUGAUGUGAAGCAACGAAGAUUAUUUGGGUUGAAAAGUCAUGAUUGCCACAUUCUUAUGCAGCAACUAUUGCCGAUAGCGUUGAGGAAUGCAUUACAUGGCUUAGUGUCUGCAGUUUUAGCUGAUCUUUCAUCAUUUUUUCGGCAGUUAUGUUCUAAAGUGUUGAAUCCCAUGGACCUUGAUAACCUCCAGAAUCAAAUCAUUCUCACUUUGUGUCAUUUAGAAAUGAUAUUUCCUCCAUCUUUCUUUACUGUCAUGGUUCACUUAGUUGUUCAUUUAGUUGAUGAAGUGAGACGUGGUGGCCCGAUACAUUAUCGAUGGAUGUAUCCUAUUGAAAGGUUCUUGGGGCAUUUGAAGUCUUUUGUACGUAAUAUGGCACAACCUGAAGGCUCAAUUGCUGAAGGUUAUUUGGCACAUGAAAUUUUAACAUUCUACUCAAGAUAUUUUGAAGAUGUUGAGACAAGAAUGAAUAGGCCGAGGCGUGUGGAUGAUAAACCUGAUGAUGUUGGAUAUCAUGAAAAGGAAACUAUGUUCCCAAAAAUUGGCAAAUCAGUAGCGGGUUCAUAUUUUAAGCUACCACCAAUGCAGAAGCAACAAGCACAUCGUCAUGUGUUAAUUAAUUGUCCAGCAGUUGACCCAUUUAUCCAGGAAUUUAGGACAGAAACAAAGAGAAGGUUAAGGAGUCGAACUCGGUCGGAAUCUACGAUAGAUAAAAUUGUGCACAAAGAAUUUGUUUCCUGGCUUCAAAAGCGAAUUUUGAAUGACGUCAACGAGCAUUCCAGGGAACUUAAGUGGCUUGCAGUUGGACCACUUGAAGAAGCCAAGAGAUUUACUUCAUACAAUGUCAAUGGAUUCAAAUUUAGAACUUUAUCACGGGAGCAGGGGCUGAAAACUCAAAACUGUGGAGUAUUUGGUACAUUUGAUACUAGAAGUUAUGCAAGCAACCGUGACAACAAUAUGGUAGUUGGAGGUGUUCCGUAUUACGGAAAAUUGGUGGACAUAAUCGAAUUGAACUACAAUGGUCAAUUUACAGUUACCUUGUUCAAGUGUCAAUGGGCUAAUACCACUACUGAUAAAGGCAUAAAAAAGAUGAGUUGGGAUUUACGAGUGUUAAUUUUUCCCGUUUGAUACAUCUUGGUGAU